AUGCCCUCCUCACCUUCACUACCACCACUACCACCCCACGAAGCUGCACCACCAUUGCAGCAAGUCGACACCCACAGCUCGACGGCAACAACGGCUGCAGGGUUGAGCUACAUAGACCUGGAAGCGCAAAGCGGCAAGCGCAGCCUCGACAGGCGGCAAUCCGUUUCCUCGGUGGUGACGCAAAAGGAUUAUGUCGGGGACAUCCUUCCGGAGUGGGAACGCUCGCUGCGGCGACAGGAGACGCUGCAGAGGUUGCGCACGGUGUACUCUCGCCAGACGGAGAAGUUGGGGGAGUUGGAUGCGCCAGCGGAUGCUUCGGAGUUUAAGGAUAUUGAUAAGGAGCUGAUUACUUGGUAUUACCCCCUCCUCUUGGAAUGGGUUUGUCGGCCGGACCGUUGGGUGUGAGUGAUUGCUGAUGAAGCAGCAGGGAUGGCCCCGAAGACCCGGAGAAUCCGAGAAACUUCCCCAGUGCCAAAAAGUGGAGGAUAACGUUCAUUAUCUCGCUGUACACUUUUGUUUCGCCGUUCGCGUCGAGCAUAGCUGCUCCCGCGGCGCAAGCAUACGCUGCUGAGUUUGGAAUUACCAACCCUACCAUAGCAAGUCUGACGGUUUCGGUCUUUUUAAUUGGAUUUGCGCUCGGGUGAGUUUCCACAUCUCCUGUGCAAUUGCGUGGGAUGUGUUAUUGAUUAGGAGUGAGUGAGAGAUAGCCCAUUAUUCAUGGCCCCAUUGUCGGAAUUGUUUGGCAGAGUCAUAGUCAUGCAGGUGACUGCUGUGCUCUUCCUCGUUUUCAAUAUUGCCUGCGCUGUCGCGAAUAGUACGGCGCAGAUGAUUGUCUUCAGGCUGUUGGCCGGUCUAGCCGGGAGUGCGCCGUUGGCUCUUGGUGGUGGGAUUCUUUCCGACAUCUGGGCACCUGUGGAUCUGGUUCGUGCUAUGGCAUUGUUCGCACUCGGGGUAUGUUUGAUAUCUCCCUUCCCCCCCUCAGGACCGCGCGGUGCUAAUAUGGACGUCUCUCCCGUCCCACAGCCCCUCCUGGGCCCCAUCUGCGCUCCUGUAAUCGCUGGUUUCGUGGUCCAGAGCGUCGACUGGCGAUGGGUGUUCUGGGUUCUCGUGAUCGUGGGUGGUGUCGCCAUGGUUAUUGGAAUGAUUGUGUUUAGGGAGGAGACUUAUCCCGGUGCGUGUUCCCUCUUCCUGCUUGCUCAGAGAUCUGCCGCAAGGGGGAACAAGACUAACAAAUGCGUCAAUGUAGUCGUCAUCCUGAACCGUAAGGCAGCGAGACUGAGGAGGGAAACCGGAAAUGAGAACCUUCAUACCGUCUUCGAGAUCACGGAGGAUAUAAAGACCAGUUUCCGGAUUGCUAUCACUCGGCCGGUGAAGAUGCUCGUUAUGAACCCAGUGCUGCUGAUGCUGGGUCUUUUCAUGGCAUUCGUAAGUUUCCUCCAUCCCCUCCACGCAGGCCGUUAUCCGUUCGUCAGAAACUAACAAAUACCCAAAGGUCUACGGCUUCCUCUACCUCAUGUUUGUCACCUUCCCAGUGCUCUUCCAAGGCCAAUACGGUCAAUCCAUCGGCAUCGCGGGCCUAAACUACCUGGGGCCGGGUGUGGGCUUCAUGGUGGGCCUAGCAAUCUUCACCCCGCUGCUGCAAAAGACCUACCUAAGACUCACUGCGGCCAACGACGGCGUCGCCAAGCCCGAAUACCGGCUGCCGACCCUGCUCAUUGGCGGCGUCCUCAUCACCAGCGGACUAUUCUGGUAUGGCUGGUCGGCUGAGAAGAAGCUGCACUGGAUCAUGCCUCUGAUCGGCACGGCGAUCUUCGGCGCCGGAAUGAUCCCCGUGUUCUCCGCCGUGCAGACCUACCUUAUCGACAUGUCCCCGCGCUACGCCGCCUCGGCUAUCAGCGCUGCCACGCUCUUCCGCUCGCUCUUUGGCUUCGCCUUCCCGCUCUUUGGAAAGCAGAUGUAUGAUAGGUUGGGCUAUGGCUGGGGGAAUUCCCUCAUGGGGUUUAUCGCCCUACCCUUAGGCAUCCUGUUCCCGUUGUUCAUUUAUAGAUAUGGCGAGCAGUUGAGGAUUAGCGCGGAAAAGAGGAUGGAGGAGUCGGAUGCGAAGGUCAGGGCCAGAGCAUCGAAGAGGGAGACAGGGUCGUCAUUGCCUUGAGACAGCUUCCUCUCUUACUGGAGUCAUCUUUUUACGUUUCAUCUUCCUUUCUGUCUAGACAAGCACAGGUACCGGUAUCAUUAUGGCACAGGGGAGGUGUUUUUCCUGUAAGAACAGGGAUUAUUUUGCAGGUUAACCUAAAGGAACGGUUUACUUACCUUCUACAAGUACCAGUAUUAUAUUGCCCUUUUUUUCUCUUUUUCCUUUUCUUUCUCUUUUCUUUUUUGUCUCAUAUCAUCGUCACCAUUAAUCCCUCGGCCUAGUUUGGCCCGGCUUGGUUCUGGAGUUGUGGUUUUUUAGCCUUUUAGAUUUUUUUUUAGAUUUUUUUGCAUGUUUUUCGUUUCAUUGGAUUAGGUUUAGAUACCGCACUCUGUU
Messenger RNA from Tuber aestivum (summer truffle), 2527 nucleotides. The record is from the annotation of a GenBank genome assembly. NCBI's taxonomy places the organism in Eukaryota, Fungi, Ascomycota, Pezizomycetes, Pezizales, Tuberaceae.